Molecule: messenger RNA, 1838 nt
Organism: Brassica rapa (field mustard)
Lineage: Eukaryota; Viridiplantae; Streptophyta; Magnoliopsida; Brassicales; Brassicaceae
Product: pentatricopeptide repeat-containing protein At2g15690, mitochondrial
Biological process (GO): RNA modification
Molecular function (GO): RNA binding; zinc ion binding; protein binding
Source: RefSeq, a predicted model, not a curated record
UUUCCUGCGUUAUCAUCCUCGUCCCCAAAUCAACUAGGGUUUUACUUAUCUCAGGGUUUUCGCCUUUCACCAUUUCCGCUCAGAGACAUGUCUUCUCUAAUGGCGAUUCGUUGCGCGCGCACCCAUAGUAUCAUCACAGUAGGUUCCCUUCUUCAGGUACGCUCUUCUCUCCCCCAUCUCUCCUCUCGAUUCGCCGUGAACCCAACCUCCAGCAAAAACCUCAGCACAUCCGCCGCCGCGGGUGAUUACCACCGGAAUCCUCACUCCGUCGCGUCUUAUCCUCCGCCGCAACGGCAGAAUCCACCCCCGGGGUUCGAUUCUCACCGUUUUCAAAAUCAAUCAAACACUGAUCAUCAUCGAGCUCCUCAGAGGUACAACCAGAGUCCUCAACACGGCGGCUACAGACCUCAACACGCCCCCCGCGGCGGUUACAAUCAGGUCAAUUAUCAAAACCCUAAUCAGAUCAACGAGAUAGCCCCAACUGUUGAGGAGAUUGUUCGUUUAUGCAAGCUCAGGAGAUUCAAAGACGCUAUCGAGCUGCUCGAUAAGGGCGCUCUCCCUGACAAAGACUGCUUCUCUCUACUCUUCGAGUCUUGCGCCAAUCUGAAAUCCCUCGAGCAUUCCAAGAAGGUGCACGAUCACUUCCUCAGGUCAGUCUUCAGAAGCGAUCCGAAGCUGAACAACGUGGUGAUCAGUAUGUUCGGGGAGUGUAGCAGCGUCACCGACGCGAAGAGAGUGUUUGAUCACAUGGCUGACAAAGAUAUGGACUCUUGGCACGUGAUGAUGCGUGUGUAUAGCGACAACGGGAUGGGAGAUGACGCGUUGCAGUUGUUCGAGGAGAUGACGAAACAGGGGCUGAAGCCUGAUGAGGAGACGUUUGUUAAUGUCUUCUUGGCUUGUGCUACUGUGGGUGGGGUAAAGGAAGCGUUUUUGCAUUUCGAUUCGAUGGAGAAGGAGUUUGGGAUUAGCCCCAGGAGGGAGCAUUACUUGGGUGUUUUGGAUGUUCUUGGAAAAUGCGGGCAUCUCGUUGAGGCGGAGGAGUAUAUCCGCGGCCUUCCGUUUGAAGCUACAGCUGAGUUCUGGGAAGCUAUGAGGAGCUAUGGUAGGAUCCAUGGAGAUAUCGAUUUGGAGGAUUACGCGGAGGAGUUGAUGAUUGAUCUUGACCCUUCUAAGGCUGUGACUAACAAGAUUCCUACCCCUCCGCCCAAAUCAUACAGGGAGACGAGUAUGCUCGCUAGUAGGAGCAGGAUUCUCGAGUUUCGGAAUCUGACUUAUUACAAGGAUGAAGCUAAGGAGAUGGAUGCGAAGAAGGGAGCGGUUUAUGUUCCAGACACGAAAUGUGUUCUGCAUGACAUUGACGAGGAGGCUAAAGAACAGGCGCUGCUCUACCACAGCGAGAGGUUAGCGAUUGCUUAUGGUGUCAUAUGCACCCCGCCUCGGAAGUCCCUCACAAUCAUCAAGAAUCUCCGUGUGUGUAACGACUGUCACAACUUUAUCAAGAUCAUGUCCAAAAUCAUUGGUAGAACGUUGAUUGUGAGAGACAACAAGCGUUUCCAUCACUUCAGUGAUGGUAAAUGUUCUUGUGGCGAUUACUGGUAGAGCUCACAGGUUCUUGAGUGGCGUGUUCCCAUCAUGUAUAGCGCUCCAAAGUCUCCAGAACUCUGCUUGGUGUUGGGAAUUGAAAUAGUAUUUGCUAUGCUGUAACAAAUUUCAUUUGCUUUAGACUUUUUACUUGAGGUAUUAAGUUUGUGUUUCUCGUAUUAUGGCAGAACAUUGGAGAUGUCGGUUUAAAGUUGCAAGAAUUCAUGUUUUUUUUUUAAAGAAUUAGAUUGUAUAAA